UUGACCACCGCCCCCGGUGCACUCUGCAGUGCGCUUGGGGUGUACACUGUACAGUGUUGUCGUCUUCUCUUCUCUUAUCCUACGCACACGCUACUGUACAAAAGCCAAAGCCUCUUUUUGCAGUGACGAGACUGCGAAAAUGGCAGAGAGGAGUCUUCUCCAUCUUGGUUUCGAUCUCUAGGGCUUCGCGACGACAUACGACGUGUCGUUUGCGCAUUCCCUUUUUUCUCGAUCGGCGCUUUUCAUGGUCGUUAUUCCAUCGUCGUCAUCCUCACCGUCAGUCUGAAUCGCUUCAGACUCUCUCUCAGCUGCUACUUUUCUCGGUCCAUUGCAUGCGAAAAGGGGACAUAUUUCAUCAGACCUCGUCGUUUUACGGUGAUAGGUUGCUUUCGUUGCUCUGCACUUGCAGGACAGUUGUUGCUGUGCGUCUGUUUUGUUCUUUAGUCGCUUGAAGGAGUGUAAUUAUUGUACGGACGGCGGGUUUUCUUUAUUUUUCUUGUAUGUUUUUGGGUAUUUUCAGAAACAAAAAUUGGGUUUGGAGGAAAUGUGAGUCCUUUUUGGUGAAAUGGGAUUUUGGUUUUUGUGUGGUAGAUUUAUUUGAGAGUGGAAAGUGAGGUUUUUGGGUUUUGAAAGAAAAGAGCUUUGAGGUUUUUCAUCGGUGGCGGGGAAGAAAAAUGAAUGAUUCUACAGGGACAACGGCGUCGUCUUUGGCGAUAGCAGAGAAGAAGACGCAUAGGCCGGGUGGUUGCGUCGGUAUUUUCUUCCAGCUCUUCGACUGGAACCGCAGGUUCGCCAAGAAGAAGCUCUUCUCCAAGAAAUUGCUUCCUCCAUCUCGAGCAAACAAAGUUUCCAAGAAGUUUAGAGAUGAGAAAAUGCCGGUUUCGAAGCUUCAUUUGAUUGCUGAUGAAAACCGUGGGGGUUUCCCAAAUGCGAAGAAAAAUGUGAAUCGUAGCUUUGAUUUUGAGCACAAGCAUGAAUUGCGAGCUCCAAGUUUGGUUGCUAGGCUUAUGGGACUUGAAUCCAUGCCCGCCACACACGAGAAGCCCAAGAAAGCUUCCUUUGCUAAUGGUAGGGGCAGCGGAGAGAAGACAUUUGUGAAUAACCAUAGUGGUAAUGAUAGAGAUGAAUUGAAUUUGGAGACGGAAAAUGCAAAGCCUGAAUCGAGGCCUCAGAAGCUUCAGAAAAUGGGACCAUAUGAGAAGAGGGCAGUGACUAGGUUUGGAGCCGAGGCACUUCAAAUUAAGAGUGUUUUGUCGCGCUCCAGAAAGCAUCACCCAAAGCUUGCUUCUCCAUUGAAGAGUUCGAGUAUUUCCUCUGGGAAGAAUUCUUCGCGAACUUCUCGGUUGAUUGAUGCUGCUACUAGAAUUUUGGAACCUGGACUUCAGUCUACGAAUAGAGCAAAAGGUGCUCUCACUUACUCGCGUUCUUUUCAUUAUCCUUCAGUGGAUGAGGUUGUGGAAGAUGGAACAGCAGUUCAAUCACCGGGGAUUUCUAAUCAAGCAUGUUAUAAUGGUGGUGCAGUCAACUCUAUGAUGGGCCAAACUUCUUGCAAAAGUUGUGGUAAUAUAGUAGAUGUGGACGUAACAUCAAAUGUGGAGGAGCAACAACCUGCGUUCCCAUCCUUUGCUUCAAACUUAGUCAAUAGCUCUUCGCUAGUAGCAGAACAAAGGCCAAAGUCAUCCAUAUCCUCCUUUGGGCAAGAAAAUGAUGCAAUUUUCCAGGGAUCUAGGAACCAACCUGUAUCAGUUCAUGGUCAAAAGAAAAUACUAUCCAUUGGUGAACCUGUAACAGAAGGGAAGUGUCUGCCACCAGAAGGUCUAGCUUCAUGGCGGUUGUCGUCAAGUCAACCAUGCAAGCCUCAAAAUGGAGAAGCAUCUUCUAUUACCUCAAAGAAUAGGUCUCAGAUGCAGCAUCGAAUGUCACUAGGAAGAGAAAGGAUUCCACCCAGAUCCAAACUAAAUAGUCUUGAUGGCAGAAGAGCCUCAUCUGCUGCAAAUGCUGUUAGAGGGACCAAAGACUUUGUUGCUUUGAACCGGAAUCUGAGUGGUCGUGCCCAACCGAGGGUGCCUACCAAAGUGAACGAUUCUAAGUUAGACACAGAGAGGAAAACUUUUCCUGGAAAAGAUGACUACCCAUCACAGCUAAGAACAACAAUACGGAAAAGGAGGAUGAUCAAUGAUAGUGGCCAAGUUGAAAGUAGUGGUUUUGUUAGUUCAACUUCCACAAGACAGGAGAAUUAUCAGUUUGAUAAGUCAACUGGCAAAGGGUUAGGAAAUGGUGCUCAUUUGAUGGACCACACUUCUGCUAGGAAUAAAUUAGCCGGUCGGAGAGAAGGUAACAAAGCAAAUGGCAAUAAGGACACUGAUGUUAUUUCAUUCACAUUUAAUUCCCCUAUCAGGAAGAAGACUGGAAACCCUACAGGAAUGCAAGGUACAAGCACAGACAAUUGCAUAAAAUCACCUCCCCAAGAACCAUUACCAUUGAGUGGAGAUGAUAUUGGUGCCCUUCUGGAACAAAAACUGAGGGAGCUUGCUUGUCAAGAAGAUGAUGACAUGGCAACAGGUGCUUCAUCCAAGAGGUCCACUGCUAUGAUUCUCCAAGAGCUAAUAUCUGCAUUGUCUGCAGAUCGUUCUCUUUCUCAUGACGGACACAUGGCCAAUACAGAUAUAGCAUCACCUGUUCGUGGAAAGACAGAUAGAUCGGUUGGAAUCUUUCAUGAUGGUCAUCAUUUGAGCCCUGGGUCUGUCCUUGAAGCUUCAUUUUCUUCUAGUAGUCUGGAUGAUAGCUCAGGGAAUAGGUCCGUCUACCCUCACUCAACGGAUUACUCUGAUGAUCAGUUGCAAAUGGGUCAUGAUACUGAUAGUGUAGACUCUGCCACUUCAGUGGACAAAAAUAAGACUGGCGGUGAGAUAAUUACUGCUCUUUUCAAUAAUGUAUUGAGGAUAUUGCAUAGCAUCGAUGCUGGUGGGGAAAGAUUGAGUGGAGGCAAGCUCACCCAUGCAAAUGAAGUUAUAUUGAAUGCUGAACUAUUGUUUGGAGAUGUGACUCUGCACAAUAAGGGGAACAUAAUGGAAGGUCUUUUCAUCAGUCCCUUGCUUCUUGAUCUGGAAACUAUUGCCGACACCAUGAUGACAAAAUUCUGUGUGUUCAGUAGUUUUGGGGACAUCAAAGAACUUGGUGAAUUCCUUUUUGACUUUGUCAUAGAGUACUUAGACUCAAAAUAUGGCCGGUGCUGCAAUUCCGGAUUCAGAGUUUGGAAAAAACUCCCCGUAGGCAUGAACCAGAAGUUGAUGAUUCAAGAGGUUCGGGAGGAGAUUCAGAAGUGGACGGAUUUGGCUGGAAUGAUUCCUGAUGAGUUGAUAGAAUGGGACAUGAGUCAUUCCCUGGGUAAGUGGACAGAUUUUAAUACCGAAGCUUUUGAGAUCGGUUCUAAAAUUGACGGAGACAUUCUUCAAAGUUUGGUUGAUGAAGUUGUGAUCGACUUCUUUGAGUGCCAGCUGCUGGGUUCCUUUUGAAAUUCAUGUAAACUCUAGCUACCAUUUUUUGAGUUCGUAUGGUCUUUGAUCAGCCAUGUCACAUGUUAAAUUCUGUCUGUUAAACCAAGCAAAUGUAUUCUUUUGUACAAAUCAAUGGAAGGCUUAGUUCAACUUUAAGAUCA
This is a messenger RNA of Pyrus x bretschneideri (Chinese white pear), 3658 nucleotides long. RefSeq lists its product as uncharacterized. NCBI's taxonomy places the organism in Eukaryota, Viridiplantae, Streptophyta, Magnoliopsida, Rosales, Rosaceae. The transcript has 5 exons. The coding region runs from base 675 to 3515 and encodes 946 amino acids. The record is from RefSeq and is a predicted model, not a curated record.